GCCUCCAGGAUAGCAGUUCGCACGUACAAAAUUGGGAGAAUUUUCUCAAGUGGAAGCUAAGGAGUAGAUAAACCUCCUAAUUGUCUCCCAAGUAUCAAGGACGGAUAUGGAAGAGUUAGUACUUACACCUGGAAGUCACUCGAUUUCCCAACCCACAAAUUGGAAGAAAGUCAGAACUAAGACAGAGCUUCUUUGGCAAUUGAUAUCUGCCAUGAAACAGCGAGAUGGUCAUACCUACCCUUUAUUUUCCUUGGAUGAUUGUCAUCAUUUCCAGCCCUGGUUUCGGCCGCAAUAUAAACCCAAGUUUAUUAUUAGUUACUCUAUUUGUUAGUGAUAUUUUUUCUUCUCACUUCUGCUCGCAUCAACCGUAAGAAGUAAAGAAGU
Marchantia polymorpha subsp. ruderalis is the source of this 384-nucleotide messenger RNA. NCBI's taxonomy places the organism in Eukaryota, Viridiplantae, Streptophyta, Marchantiopsida, Marchantiales, Marchantiaceae. The record is from the annotation of a GenBank genome assembly.